UGUUCUAAAAAAAUAUUCGCUGCGUAUGAACACACACCAGAGCACUUCCUUCAGUAGCUGAAAGAGCCACGGAAUAGAGCACCUGGCAAGAUGUUUAACAUUGUUUUCAUACAAUAACUGUCUGCAUUUUUGCGGAACUGAAAAAAAGUCUUAACCAACACUCUGCUGUACCGGCCACGGGGUGAACCCUCGACAAUCGUGAAAGAGGAGAGCAGACGUGUGUGGUGUUGACGUGGCAAGGACAAGACGCCAUUGUGAAAAGACUGUCGUGUAGUCUCUGUGUCUUGUUUUCACUCACCACCAUCAGCGUCGACACCACGACAGCGACGAUGGCAAGUAGCAAUGUGUCAGAUGAUGUCGCCUCCGUUUGUACCGUAUGUCUGGAGCCGUACAAGGGUCGCAAUCCUAAACUGCUGCCUUGUUUUCACACACUUUGCCUCCCUUGUUUGAAAGAUCUGGAGAAACAUCACAUGAAAAUGUCACCAGAUACAACAGUGAAUGAGGAAAUAGCAGUAAAUAGACCUUUGACUUUUCCCUGUCCAACAUGCAGAGCAGUUAUCAAAGUGCCAGCUGGUGGUGUCACCAAAUUCCAGACUAAUUUUUACUUAAACAACAACGCAGUGACCUGUGACGUUUGCGAUAGAGGAGAGGACGCCGUGUCCACGUGUACUGAGUGUGGUGACAACAUGUGUGUCACUUGCCAGCGGUACCACAACAAAUAUCUCUCCAAUCACCAGGUGCAACCUCUAACCUUUAAUUGCCAGCAAGCCUCUAAAGCUAGCAUUGAACCUGUAAAAGAGGGUACCAUUGUAGAACAACUGAAGGUGCUGGAGGAGGCACUGGUGACGAUGAGGGAAGAGGAGGACACGCUGCAGCGGGAGAGACAGGCGGUGGCUGGCGUCAUCACCAGGCGGGCCGACGCCGUGAGGGCGCUAGUGACGCAGGCGGAGGAAAGGAGUCAGAGGGCGCUGGCGGAAGCAGCCGAGAGUCUGGGUAAACAGAUUCAAGAAAAGAUAAUUACUAUACAAGACAGGUACUGUAGGAUCUGGCAGCUGUCCUCUCAGAGAGGAACAAAAGGUCAAUUAACUUCUGUCCCUAGCCACGAGCAAACAGCUUUACUCACUGACGAUGAUGUUCAGAUGUACAAGCAGCAGUGCAGCAGGGGCAGACAACUACAGACACUGCUGCACCAGUUUGACGACAGCGCCAUCAACAUGCAGGUCAUAGAAGCCUACAUCGGCACAGUGUCCAGUGGCACACAAUGUACAGGGGAGGACAGCAGCAGUUUGUUAUCAGCGGUUACCUGCAGUGAGACAAGGCCUCUAGAGAGGCAAGUAAGUGAUACACUGCUUACGUCACUGCCGUCAGACAUGACAAAACUGACACGUGACAUUGCAGACAUGAAGGACAAACUGCCGGCGUUGGAAACAACUACAAGCAGCUUAGAGAAACAACAGACAGCAGUUUUACAGUUGGAGGCUUUGAAGGAAGAGAACUCUAAUCUUCAAUCACAAGUUGUGUCUUUGAGAGAAGCGGACUCCAGGAUGCAGGAGAACAUGGACACUUUACAGCAAAAUGUGGAGAAAAUUAUAGGACAAUUUUCAGUUCUUCAAAAGGACAUAACAUAUAUUGAACACGAAUUGCAAGCAAUUAAGGUCAUUAACAUUAAACUACAGAAUGAUGUUGACAGUUCGCAGCAGGAAUCUUUGUUAAUUAAAACAGAAACUAAGAAGCUCCAAGAUGCCGCUGAGGAACUGAGUGAAAGUUUCAAAACCUUUAAAGCGAGUAGUUUGGUGGCAUUCAACGCCAGACUACAUGAAAGCAGUCCGGCAGGGGAUGUCAUCUUGAGUAAAGUUGACUGCAAUGUCGGGCAGGCCUACGACGACAAAACAGGCAUUUUCACCGUCCCUGUCACAGGCAUCUACUUCUUUAUGGCCAGAGCGAUGGCAGCUGAGGAACCCAGGCGCUUUUACGUGCAUAUCAUGGUGGACGGCUUGUCAGUUGCUGUGUCAGGAUCCUUUCGCGGAAAACCGUAUCAUGGAAUGAACUGUACUGUGCACUUAGUUCAGAGACUGAUAAAAGGACAGAAGGUAAUGUCGUACGUGGAGUGUAACGUUAACUUGAUCAGUAACACAACGUCGUUUUCUGGUGUACUCGUGCAGCCAGACUUUGAUAUCGGUUAAUAAUGGCUGCUAGUUUUGCUCAGUUUCAACAAAACAACAACAACAAUAAUAAAAUAAUACAAAGAUAAUACAUUGAAUGCUUUUCUUUAUUCAUCAGAUUAUCAAUUAUUGGUGUCGUUGGCAUUGCAUAAAACAAACAUUUAAGAUUUACCUCUUUUGCAAUCAGGAGAAAAACAAAACAAUAAUGCCAUCAUGAACUGUUCUGUGUACCUAUAACAUGAAACAAGAUAAAUGCAGUUUGAAUACCACUAACAGAAUCUAUUAAUGGUGCUGAUCAUUUAUGAAAACCAUUUAGUGUUUAGCAAUAAAACAACACUUUAGAAUGAUUGCGGGAACGUCUGAGCUGUAGUCAAGUGUUGUGAAAUUAAACUUCUGGAUAAAAUUGUUUUCAAGAAGAACUUUAAAUUUUCAGGCUUCAUUAGUAUCUUUUGAUGGGGAAGUAGAAAUUCCCCUGAGCUUAGCUGAGAAUUGUUUGACGCGUUGACUGUAAAUAACCAAUGCUCAAUAGUAAAUAUUCCCUGUUAACAACACAAACAAGAUGAGAUGUGUACGCUUAAGCAGAUAAAUCCUAGUUGAAAGAAUCUAGUGCACCAACUUUAUUUAUCAUAAAUAGAUUGCAUACACAAUUUGCAGGUAUUGUCCUAAUAAAUUGAGAAGACAACAGUCACUAGUCCACGUCUCUCUACAGUCAAGUUCAGACGAGAUAAUAAUAAAACACAAUACUUCAAUUUGAAGAUAUAUAUAUAUAAAGUAAGAAAAAAUCUAAACUUUCAACCACAAAUAAUUAAAAAAGCACCACAAAAAUAAAAAAUAAAGCUUAACAAAACACUCUUUUCAUUCCUCCUUUUGUUCACGUUUCGACUUUCAACAGUCUUGAAUGAAACUGUCGGUCAUCUCAUGACUUACUUACUGAUACUCCGAUCGCUCACCUUUUGCACCUUCUCCCCUCCUACUCCAUUUCUUUUCCCUUUUUCAGCUAAAUAAAAUAGCAGGUUUUCGAAAGUCCUUUAUAACUCUGUUUUUGAAACCACACAGAUAACUGAUAUAGAACACACAAUGACAAAAGUUCACGGGAAAUAAAUAUAAAGAUACUAUUAACCGUUCGCUAAGUUGACAUUGUUGUACUAACCAAACAUUAAAACAGUCUGGCUCCAUGUUUUAUUUGUCGUUUUAGUUUUUAGCGAAAUUUCUAAAAUGAAUAAAUUUUACAUUUUAAAAUGUAAAAGUUGAUAUUGUGUAGCUGGCAUACUUAAAAAUGAGAUGUUAUCAUAGACGAAAUAAAAGUAUAAUACGAA
This is a messenger RNA of Pomacea canaliculata, 3478 nucleotides long. RefSeq lists its product as uncharacterized. Gene Ontology annotation, molecular function: protein binding; ubiquitin-protein transferase activity; zinc ion binding. Bases 330 to 2183 code for a protein of 617 amino acids. NCBI's taxonomy places the organism in Eukaryota, Metazoa, Mollusca, Gastropoda, Architaenioglossa, Ampullariidae. Gene Ontology annotation, cellular component: chromatin; nucleoplasm. The transcript has 5 exons. The record is from RefSeq and is a predicted model, not a curated record. Gene Ontology annotation, biological process: positive regulation of DNA-templated transcription.